Messenger RNA from Rubroshorea leprosula, 1936 nucleotides. The record is from the annotation of a GenBank genome assembly. NCBI's taxonomy places the organism in Eukaryota, Viridiplantae, Streptophyta, Magnoliopsida, Malvales, Dipterocarpaceae.
AAAGCAACCCCAUUUCUUCAACUUGUUUCAUAAUUUUCUCCAUCCCUUCAUCACCAAACUAACGCAAUUCACCUUUUUUUUAUAAAAUAAUUUUUUAAUCUAAUAUUAAUACCCCUCUGGCAUUAUUAUCAUAAUUUGUAUUCCACUUGGCUUUCUCUCUCUCUGUUUUCCUGAUCUUUAUGGUUUUCUGGGUUGGUUAAAAAUAAAAAAAGAAAAGAAAAGGGGAGUGAAAACGAUGAGCGGGCUUUUCCGAUCCAAAUCUUGCGGGCAUGUUGGACUUACAGAUGGUCCGUUCUUUCACCGGAGAUAUAGCAGCGACGUGGAAGACAAUGGAGGGGAAGAAGAAGAAGAAUUUAACGAGGAAGAUGAUGAGGACGAUAUUGAGGGCAGUGAAAUUACGAAAAAACAGAUUCCGACGCCGUUUAUAAGCCCGGAGUCGAGCUUUGGGGGUGAGGGGCGAAAUGGUAAUUCCACGUCGAAGUCUAAUCAUUUUACAAUUCUGGAUAUUUUGGUGGGGGCGUUGCGGAAGUCGCUGGUCACGUGCGGCGUCGAGACUGACGAUGUGUCGCCGAUGGACAUCAGCUGGCCGACGGAAGUCAGGCACGUCUCCCACGUCACCUUCGACCGGUUUAAUGGGUUCCUCGGCUUACCCACCGAGUUCGAGCCGGAGGUUCCCCGGAAGGCACUCAGCGCCAGUGCUAGUGUAUUUGGAGUUUCUGCUGAGUCCAUGCAGUGUUCCUAUGAUGAAAGAGGAAACAGUGUGCCAAUAAUUCUGCUUAUGAUGCAAAAACGUUUAUAUUCAUCAGGAGGCCUUAAGGCAGAAGGAAUAUUUCGAAUAAAUGCUGAGAAUGGUCAAGAUGAGCGUGUCAGAGACCAGCUAAAUAAAGGCAUAGUGCCACAUGGAAUUGAUGUCCAUUGUUUGGCAGGCUUGAUAAAGGCAUGGCUUAGAGAACUUCCAACUGGAGUACUUGAUUCCCUCUCGCCAGAACAGGUGGUGCAUUGCAAUUCUGAGGAAAACUGCACUCAACUUGUAAAGUUACUUCCUCGGACAGAAUCAGAUCUGCUUGACUGGGCUAUCAAUUUGAUGGCAGACGUCGUGGAGCAUGAACAAUACAACAAGAUGAAUGCACGCAACCUUGCAAUGGUUUUUGCACCAAAUAUGACCCAGAUGGCUGAUCCUUUGACUGCAUUGAUUCAUGCUGUGCAAGUAAUGAACUUCCUCAAAACACUCAUCUUAAAGACACUUCGUGAGAGGGAGGAAUCAGCUAUCAAGUCAGGGUUCCUCUCAUCAAGCUCAGAUUCUUUUGCCAAGAGUAACUCCAAUCUUUCUACCUUAAUAAACUUAGAGAAUUCCCGCAAGCAAGCUCCGGAUGCUCAUGAUCUGGAAGUACCAGCCACUCUAAGUAGGCUGGAAUCUGGUCCCGAGGAAAAACUUUGGACCUUUCAGAAAAGUGAUGGAGAAGAGGAAUUUGAGUCCGUUAUUUCAGAUGGCACACCAGAAGUAUCCCAAACAGUGACCUCAGAAAAUGGAUGUAAGGGUGGAAAUGAAAAAUUGGACCGGCUAGGUUUGAGGAAAGGAGUAAGCAAAUUAUGCAGGCACCCUGUAUUUCAGUUGAGUAAGGUAGCUAAAAAAACACGAAAUCUUGGGAUUGUAAAUACUAGGGGAAGUGGGGAGGCUUGUACAUGAUUUUGUUAUCAUCAUCCGGUAAUGUUAAUAUGUUGUCUCGUUUAUAGCUGCUUGUUACUGAUAUUAAUGUUUGCCAAGUAUGUAAUAGGUAAAAGUUAGAAGUUCUUGAGUAGGAUAUUUGCACCAGUGAAAGAACUAACUGAUGCUCUAGCUUAGACAGCAGUCAUUUCUGAGAGUGAGGCUCUCCUCUGGAUGAUUUUAAAGCAGAGUUUUGUGUAUUGUGAUGUUCAAUAACAGUCUUGAAUAUUU